Messenger RNA from Oncorhynchus kisutch (coho salmon), 7935 nucleotides. Its product is annotated as zinc finger protein Gfi-1b. The coding region runs from base 6083 to 7144 and encodes 353 amino acids. Gene Ontology annotation, biological process: regulation of transcription by RNA polymerase II. Gene Ontology annotation, molecular function: DNA-binding transcription factor activity, RNA polymerase II-specific. The record is from RefSeq and is a predicted model, not a curated record. NCBI's taxonomy places the organism in Eukaryota, Metazoa, Chordata, Actinopteri, Salmoniformes, Salmonidae. Gene Ontology annotation, cellular component: nucleus. The transcript has 6 exons.
AGCUUCCAUUUGAGUGGACCUGACUGCUGAAGGACCUGUGUCAUCAAGAUGGGGAGAGUCUUAGGAUGGCUCUUCACUGGCGGACUCAAAGCUGUCAACGUUCUCCUCGUCACUUGUUCUCUGGUGUGCUGUCAGACUGACUGCAAGACUGGCUGUUGCACUCGGUACUGUCCUGUCUCUGGCUCCUGUCUCCUGGUCGACAUCUGAACACCAACCACCUUGCUCUGGAUAUUACUCACGACCAUCACAUUGGAUUCCCCUCAGGACCUGUUCCCCUGUUCCACGCUGUCAACUCCAACCUCACUCUACACUCCUGGUUAUUGCAACUCAUCUGAGCUGCCCCGGUUCUGCACUCCCCAUUUUCUGUGUUCAAUAAACAUUUUGUGCAUUCAUCCCGGUUUCCUCUGUUGAGUCCGCUCUUGGGUUCCCCCUCUUCGCUCAUCGUAACAUGUGCAGCUUUAACCAAGGAUGGCCAAGAACCAGGGGAGAGUGAGGGCAGUCGAUUAAGUGAGACUGAUCCUUUCCUGGUGAUUCCCAGAGACACGCAGGACGGUUCUCUCACUGACACGGGCGAGGAGCUGUCCAUUGAGAGCGAUGGCAUCGAGGGGUGAAUCGAGUGGAACAGUGUCCAGGCCCAACUCGAUGACAACAAACUCUCGUCGGCACCCGAGUCGAUGAGGGCAGGCAGAGGAAAAGCCUGGCUUUGCCACACGAGCGUGCCAUCUAGCAAAGGUCUGAGGAGAUGGACCGCCGAUUUGGCUCAACAGUAUAUCCCCCACAACUGCUGAGCCACCCCCUUUUGCUUCGCUGCAGUGAACAAGUGGAGACAAAGUGACAAACCUGGCCACAGUAUAGGCAGCUCCUACUGCUGAUUCGCAGCUGCCUCUCUUUAGGAGAGAGAUGGGCCUGGUCGAGCUGCAUGGGUUCGGGCUCUGCCCUUUCUCUCCGACGCUCACGGAGAUGGUUGUCAAUGCAGAUGGUGAGAGAAAUGAGCUCCUCGAUUCCAUCAGGCUGGACACCAACUCAUCCUUUAUGGUCUCGGUGAGAGCGUUCUGGAAUGCUCGCUGAAGGGCCUACUCAUUCCAGCUGCUCUCAGCGGCGAGGGUGCAAAACUCAAUCGCCAUCUCAGCAACACUAUGGGAGCCUUGACGGAGGGACAGGAGUUGCUUAGCGGCAUCCUUACCGCAGACAGGGUGGUCGAAGACUCUCCUCAUCACCUCCGUGAACCUGGAGCAGGAGGAGCAGAAGUGGGACAGUUUCUCCCACACAGUUGUGGCCCAAGAAAGCUCUGCUCCACAGAGGCUCCCAAUCAGGAAGGAAAUCUUGGCCCGUUCGCUAGCAUAAGCGUAGGGCUGUUGCUUGUAUAACAGUAAACAUUGUACCAAAAAGGCUCUGCAAGCCGCAAGGUUGCCAUCGUAACGCUCGGGGGACGGAACAAACGGCUCACGGAGCAGAGGAGAAGAACCAGGGGCUGGUUGUGGGCUCUGGGCGAAAGUUCGGCCCUGCAGGUCCAAAAGGCUCCAUGAAAACUCUGUGACGUGCUCCAGAAGGGUUUUCAGGGCUUGGUGAUGUUGCUCGAGCAGUGCGCCUUGGCCGGCGAGGGUUUGGUGGAGAGGAUCUGAGUCUGCUGAGUUCAUCUCUCUGGCCAGAUCAUACUGUUUCACGGAGCGGAACAGGUGAACCCAAGAGCAGACGAGGACGAGGAGACUGGGAUGAGGUAACCAAGGUAUUUAUUGAAACACGGGGAAGAUGGAGCGCAGGCCAGGGGAAACUCGGGCAGGUUGCAGGAAACCAGGUGCGGAGGCUGAGGCUGGAGCGAGAGGUGUUGGGACAUGGUAAGCAGGUCCGGAGGGGAAUCCAAGGGAGCAGUAGAGUGGGAGAUCCAGGACAGGGUAGCAGGAUUGAUGUGGGACUGGAGACAGGGACCAGAGUGAGAGCGGGCAAGGGAAAACAGGCACAACAGGAUAACAGGAUCUAAACAGGAACAAACGUCUAGAAACGUAGACUGACUGAGCAGAGAUUACAAUCUGGCAGCGUAGAAGUGGCAGGGCUGAAUAUUUGUAGAGGUCUUGAUUAUGGAACAGGUUGCAGCUGGUGGGGAUCUGCUCUGACUCCAGCACACCUGUCUCUGACCACACAAUCACAGAGAGAGAGAGGGAGAGAGAGAGAGAGAGAGAGAGAGAGAGAGAGAGAGAGAGAGCAUUGGGGGAGUAGUGGCAGGUCAAGGAGACACAGGAUGAGCAGUAGAGGGCGUGGCAGGAGCAGAUGUAACACACUGGGAGUUGAGCAGUAGGUUUUCAGCCACGUACUCUCUACUAGGCACAUAUCCUUCCAACAAGAUUGGGAGCCAUGAUGGAAAAUUUGCUCAGUUGUGAUAAAUGAGGGGGAUUCCAGUGUAUUCACUGGUUGAGUCCAACCCCAGGUCGCUCUCUGACCAGAGAGAGUCUUGUGUUUGCAUCCUCACCUGUCGCUUCAUUCGUGCUUGUGAUGCUGAUUUCAUAACCAAGCCUUAUACAGACUGCUUCAUUGGAGCUCAGAGCCAGGAGCAUACUUGAACGCAAGGGAACAUAUCACAGUGGAAAGCAGAACAGGUGAGACAAAAACAAAGAAAGGAAAAGUACACUAAAUGCCAACCAGCCAUAACCCCCUCCCCCCUCCCUAAACCCCUCCACCUCAGACCCCAAGAUUCAGGUUCCUAGAAAGACAGGAGCAGCAGCAGGGGAGCAGAGGGACGGAUGUAGGAAGAGAAGCCCCUGAACCCCCCCCAUCAGAGACGAGACACAAACCCACCGAGCCUACCACCCCGUCUCAACAACCUGCCCCCCCCUCGCCUGCACUCCCUGAAACCCUGGGGAGAAGGCUGCCAGCCCCCCGCCACAGUAACCACAGCGCUCUGCCAAGCUCCACUCCAGAACAUCAAGGCAGUGGUACACUCAACUCCACUGUCUGCUGCUCACAGGAUACAAUACAAUGAGUGUAAAAAACAUUAAGAACACCUGCUCUUUCAAUGACAUAGACUGACCAGGUGAAUCCAGGUGAAAGCUAUGAUCUCUUAUUGAUGUCACAUGUUAAAUCCACUUCAAUUAGUGUAGAUGACGAGGAGGAGACAGGUUAAAGAAGGAUUUUUAAGUCUAGAGACAGGUGAGACAUGGAUUGUGUACGUGUGAAAUUCAGAGAGUGAAAGGGCAAGACUAAAUAUUUAAGUGCCUUUGAAUGGGGUAUGGUAGUAGGUGCCAGGCGCACCGGCUUCCGUCAAGAAGUGCAACGCUGCUGGGUUUUUGAAGCAGUUUCCCGUGUGUAUCAAGAAUGGUCCACAUGAGAGUCAACAUGGGCCAGCAUCCUUGUGAAACACUUUCGACACCUUGUAGAAUCCAUGCCACAAUUAAUUGAGGCUUUUCUGAGGGCCUCUGACCUGUUUCAAUCUAAGGUGUCAUGUGCUGAGUCAUACAGUGAUCUCCAAUGUAGUUUCUCUGUAAUUCAAUGGAUAUCAGCUGUAAUACAGUUAUCUUUGCCAUCUCACUUCUUGACUUCACUUGAUUAGUAAAAUCCUGUCAUCUUCUAGCAGCUCUUUUAACCUUUGUUCUAGUGUGGGAGAGUGUUUCUAUUUUCUCUAUUUCCUAAAUUACCUCAGUCACAGGAAGAGAGUUGUGUGGGUUGUGUAAUUAUACACAUUCCACACUGCAUAGACACCAGUGAUGUGUGUGUCAAUAAUCUCCCAUAGCAAGAUUACAUGGUUAAAGUAAGGUCCCUAUUUGUACGUGAGACUAAGGUAUUUAAGCACAAUCAAGUGACCUUAAUGUACACACUUCCUACCCUCAGUCAGGCUGUUUGCUACCGGUAUCUCCAAGUUACCUGUGACUCAGUAGCAUAGAACAUUGACUCUCAGACCAAGAUGGACAGGUUUGGAUAUGUGCUUGGUCCUUCUUGUGUACGGUAGCAGGAUCAGUCCUCUCUAGAGGUAAGACAACAGGCAGGAUGCGAACAACAAGCUGAACACCGAGCACAUGUAUCCAUUACAGAAGUUGGUUAACAACUGGGAAUAUCAGAUUUGUUUUAUUCAAUCAAAAACGAAAACAAGGAAAACAGUUUAUCUAGCUGAUAGACUAUUUCUGAUUAGAAAAUCUCUGGUGUAGAUUAGAAUAAAUUAAUGUUACAGUAUGAGUUUAACAGAUUAACAUUUUUAAUUUCUAGCCUUUAGGUAAAUGCUUUGAAUUGUAUGCUGAGGUAUAGACUUUGAAUGCACUGUAAAGGUUGGCUGGUGUUUUUUUUGUUGUUGAGCUUUCCCACAAUCCUUUGUUCAGCAACUGCUUCAAAAUCAAACCAAAUCAAUUGUUUUCUGUCAUGUCAUCAGUUAAUGGGUGAGGGGGUAAAGAAAAGGGGAUGUUACUGACACCAAAGAGAUAGCAACCACUCCAGAUUCAACUGUGCAUACAAGUGGUAAGUUAAAGAAUUCAGCCUCUCUCCAGAUUUCAACUUUAUAAUAUGAGAUUGGUGUUUAAUGUUUAGCAUGAUUUUUAUUGAAUUUGAGGAUCAAUUCAGUACAGAUAUGAAUCAUUUUAAUACAUUUAACUGACGAGCAAUAAAACAUAUUAGAUAUUUUUAGGAUUGAGCUUGACUGAAAACUGACCAAAAUAGGUUAUUGUUUUUGCAAAAGUUUGUGUCGUUUAUUAAUAUACAGCUAGGUGAUCAAUGGUAAAAAAUAUAUUCUGAUAAUGUGUAGAAUUGUGAAUAUCAUUGGGAGAAUUGCAAAGGAAAUAUGUUGGAUUUGUAAUUUGAUUGCAUUAUAUGGUAGGAUUGUAUGCUAUUUUAUGAAUGAUUUGGUUACAUAUGUCAUAUUUAGAAACGUUUGAAAACUUAUAGAGACGUAGAUCUAUUUAGUAAAAAGCUCAAAAUGUAUAUAUCACAACAGAUCGUGAGAUUUCAGUUUGAAUUGCUUGACUUUAAAACAAUGCCGGAGUCUGGUAGUCCUCAGAGAAAGAACUGCUUUUGAAAUGGGUUUUUUAACCAGUGUGCAGGUGGCCAUGAUGCAUUUCGUACCCAAACCACAGGCUUUGGCAUUUUAACUGAAUAUUUAUCAACAGGUGUGUGUGUUUCACAUUUACAUACGAAGAUAAGGAAUACUAACUCAGAGCAACAUGAGUGACAUUACAGCUUACUAUAAGUGUGAUGUGUGUAAAUGUGUGCCAAUCUGUAUAUUUUCACAAAGCAAUUUUUAGAGAUAAUAUAUUAUUCAAAAAUUUGGUGAAUGACUAUGUUUCAUUACGUGGAAAAUUCAUUAAUGAAAGUUAAUGUUAUCAAAAAAUGUAUUAUCUCUCAUUUCGCUAUCUCUGUAGAAACACAUAUUUAUAUAUCAAACUAUUUUAUGUCCAUUACUUAAUUGCAGCAAAAUGUCAUUACGAUCCAAACACAUUUCACAUUCUCCAGAAAUUCUAUAAGUGAGGUGAAUGAUUCUGUGGAUAAAUAUACUGAGUGUACAAAAUAUUAGGAACAUGUUCUUUUUUCAUGACAUACAGUAGAGUGACCAGGUAAAUCCAGGUGAAAGCUAUGAUCCCUUAACGAUGUCACUUCAAUCAGUGUAGAUGAAGGGGAGGAGACAGGUUAAAGAAGCCAUGAGAUAAUUGAGACAUGGAUUGUUUAUAUGUGCCAUUCAGAGGGUGAAUGGACAAGACAAAACAUUUAAGUGCCUUUGAACAGGGUAUGGUAGAAGGACCGGUGCACCGGUUGUGUAAAGUACUGCAAGGCUACUGGGUUUUUCACACUCAACAGUUUCCUGUGUGUAUCAAGAUUGGUCCACUACCUAAAGGACACAAUUGUGGGAAGCAUUGGAGUCAACAUGGGCCAGCAUUCCUGUGGGACGCUUUCCACACCUUAUAGAUUCCAUGCCCCGACGAAUUGAGUGCAACUCAAUAUUAGGAAGGUGUUGUUGGUGUUGUUUGGUAUACUCAAUGUAUGUCUUUAGGGCAUUGGUAUUUGUAGAAAAAUGAAAUAAAAAAUCUAUAAAUAAUAUUAGUUCGUUGUUGUUCUUUAGUACAGAGGAACACUUUGUCAAAGAAUCUGUCAUUAAGUUGUGAGUAAAUUUCAAAUGACCCCUCAUCACUUGUCUGUUCUGUGGUAUUUAUCUCUCUCACGCUCUGCACCUUCCCCUUGCCUCAGCUCUGUCAUGCCUCGCUCAUUCCUGGUCAAGAGUAAGAGACCAGGGUCUCAUCCCCCUUGCUUCUCUAAAGGCACCAGACACACAAACCCUGACCAGCCACAACCUCAUACAAAUCAUCACGACAGGCAGAACAGGCCGUGGCGGGAAGUAAGGUCCCCACAUCGGAGCCCCUUCCAGGAGGACCAGGGCAACCUGUGCUCAGGGUCAGAAGUCAAGGACACCCUGGACUACCCCUGUCCUAGCUGGGACGCCAUGGUAACCAGACCACACAGCACCUCGCCAGCUGACCUCUGGAUCAGCAGGUCUGCAGAAACCCAAGGGUCCGAUGGUGUGGAGCCUUCCGAGUCUGCCCUGCCCUGGUACCCACACUGGCCCCGGGGCCCUGACAGAGAGAGGGAGCUGGAGAAACUGGUCCAUGUCUUACUGAGCCACAGGACACAUAUGGACCUCAAUUCCACCAGCCCAUGCCCCCUCUGUGAAAAGGUCUUGUACUCAGGAGCUGUACUGAAGACUCAUUUACUCAGGUCACGUACAUGCGUGCAUGCAGUCCCAUUGGCCACGUCAGCCAAAGCCCCAGAGCACCCCUACGAGUUCAAACAAGCCCUGGGCACGUACGGAAGACCAAAGGAGCGUAGCUAUAGCUGUAAGGAGUGUGGGAAGGUAUUCAAGCGCUCCUCCACCCUGUCCACCCAUCUGCUCAUCCACUCUGACACCAGGCCCUACCCCUGCCAGUACUGUGGCAAGAGGUUCCACCAGAAGUCAGACAUGAAGAAACACACCUUCAUACACACAGGUGAGAAGCCCCAUGUGUGCCAGGUGUGUGGCAAGGCCUUCAGCCAGAGCUCCAACCUCAUUACCCACAGCCGUAAACACAGCAGCUACUGGCCCUUCAGCUGCACGCACUGCCAAAGCAAAUUCCAGCGCAGACUGGACCUACAGCGCCACCAGGAGACACAAUGUGUCCAUAGCAGCGUGUACACACAGAGCUGAGGCCACGGGUAUAAUGGAGAUUUGUAUUACAUAAGUACUGUAUGUAGCACAAGAAUGAGUGCUUUGUAUAGAUUGUUGACUGGUAUUUGCAGUUCCAUUUUUAUAUGGUACUUUGAUCAGUGACUGAGGCUAAGCACAUUACUUAUGUUCAAGUUAUUUGGGCAUUUGUUUUUGUGGAUUUGCUUUCGCUCACAGCUUUUCAGGUUGACCGUUUGGAUAGUGCCUUGAGGGGACCUGAUCACUUUAACAUCUCUAGCAAUGUCAUAUAUAGUGUACGAGCUGGAUUCCAUUAUUAGCGCAGAAGAUCAGCGUUGUAGCCAGUUGAAAUGUAAAGAUAAUUUUCGAUUGAGCCAACAUAUGCAACAUUUACCACGAAUGCUGUCUUCGCCAACACGGAGACGUUGCGUUUAAAUGUCAGUCACGCUUUAACGCUACGGAUUAUUUAAAAAAAUGUGGUUUGUAGAGUGACAAAGCAAACCCCUAUUUCCCACUGUAAUUGUCAAUUUUCCUCAGAGAGCCGUUGCAAUUGUAGCUCCCAUUGUUGGUGUAUGAAUGAAGCUGCCAUUUUCACUUCACUGUGGCAGCCCACCCAAGGGCAUAAUAAUAUACAUCCAGCCCAUGGGGAACAUGACAGCAGUACGAGCAGAGAGAGAGACAAUGAUUAUGUUGAAGUGAUGCUCCACAAUUAUGGCGAGACAAUGUGACUGUAUAUUUUCAGUGUCACAGCCUGGUCAGCAUGAGUAUAUAUAAAAAGGGAUUUAGAUUAAAAAUAAAUACUCUGUUUAAGUUUA